Messenger RNA from Nymphalis io (European peacock), 1845 nucleotides. RefSeq names its product sodium- and chloride-dependent glycine transporter 2-like. The transcript is spliced from 9 exons. The coding region runs from base 1 to 1767 and encodes 588 amino acids. The record is from RefSeq and is a predicted model, not a curated record. Gene Ontology annotation, cellular component: membrane. Lineage: Eukaryota; Metazoa; Arthropoda; Insecta; Lepidoptera; Nymphalidae. Gene Ontology annotation, biological process: sodium ion transmembrane transport.
AUGGAGUUGUUAAGCUGGCGAAAGAUCGGCCCCCAUCUUUGUACUCUGGCCGUGUCUUUGAGCUUCAACAACACUUGGCGUAUACCGAGAGAGGCUUUUCGGUACGGCGGUCUGCAAAGCAUGCUAUUGGUCACUGUGGCGUCGGCAGUGGUGGCCCUUCCUGUGGUUCUUUUGCAUCUCGCCGUAGGGCAGCUAAGUCAGCAAGACGCUGUAGGUAUUUGGAGAGCAGUGCCCUUCUUUAAAGGAGUUGGAUAUAUAAGGUUAUUAAUAUCGUUCUUAUGCUCCAUAUAUUCAUUGCUAUACGUGGCUGUGUCUGUUAUGUAUAUGUUUUACACUUUGAGUAAUUCUAUACAAUUAUGGGAGUGCGCCGAGCAAUCACAUCCGUCGAUAGAGACUAUCGAAGAGACAUUCUUGGCACCUGUCAAUGAUCAGCCGGAGUAUUAUGUGGCUCUAGCGUUUAUUGUUAUUGUGUUUUGGAUAGUGUUUCCUUUUAUACUUUACAACCCCGUGAAACUAAUGAAACGGAUACUAUAUGUGUUUGGGCCUUUGGUACUAUUACUUGCGAUUAUAAUAGUCAGUGUUAUUGGAGAAAAACGACAAGUUGAACUGUUCAGUAAUAUCAGUGAUUGGAAAAAUUAUAUGCUGCCAAAUAUUUGGCACGGUGCGUUAGUACAAGCGCUUUUAACUUCUCAAACAGCGGGUGGAUAUCUGAUUUCUUCGGGCGAAUCAAUAUAUGCCGAUGUAGAUGUUCAGUGGAACACGCUUAUAUUAGUGGCAACAAACAUUGUAGCAAGUUGGGCGGCUGUUUUGUUCUGGUUCGCUAUAGGAGGCGAGGGGAACAAAGAAACCGGAAAUUUUGCUGUGCUCAUAGAAAUUUACAAAGUCGCUGUUGAAAAAAAUCUUAGCAAAGCGUGGCCGCUUCUUUGCUUUGCUAUGUUGACGCUGUCAGGAAUUAUAACUAUGUUAACCUUUCUUCACCCCCUUUACGAUCGUUAUCGACGUGUGGGCGGCUACAAGUGGCGUCACGUCUCGAUGGGCAGCUCUGCGGUGAGCGCUGUGGGGGCUAUAGCUUUAAUCUCUGUGGGAGACCAUGCUCUUGCCGUCGUUGAGGAUGUCGUGGUCCCAUUCCUCAUCAGUGUGGCCACUAUUCUGGAGAUAUCAGCGUUUGUUUUUAUAUAUGGCUGGAAAGUUUUGAUUGAAGACAUUGAAUUUCUAACGGGCAGAAAAAUAACAAAACUUUGGUCGAUGAGUUGGUGUGCAGUUCCUGGUAUAAUUGUUCCUUUUACUUUAUGGUGGACUGUCUUUUGGUUUAUGACGAAGAAAGACUGGACCAAAGCUCCUUGGGAACUUGCGGCAGUCGUUUCCAGUAUCUGUACAGUUUUGAUAUUAUUUUUCACAUUCGCCGCUAUAUCAGUAUCGAAACAAGUUCAAUAUGAUUUCAUCGGGAAACUGAAGUCAUCUUUUAGUCCGUCGAGGCACUGGGGACCUCGGGACCCUAUUACUCAUCAUUACUGGCUGGCGAGACGAGAUGAAGGCGGCCAAAGUGUACCGCCUACGAGAUAUCAUCGACGACAAUUAGGACAGUUCUCCGGAAGAUCUAGUUUCAAUGACGUGUCAAGGUCUCACAAUAUCAAAGAAGAACAAGUUAUAGAAAGUAAAAAUAGGUCGAAUUCCGACGACUGGCUAGUCCUAUAUAGAAAACAUCGUAUCGCUGAAUUGUGUCUAGAAAGAUGCGAAACUCGUAAGCGUUCGAAAUCUCUGGACUGAGCUGUUUUACAACGACCAAAAUUGUAAUUUAAUGUUAUACAUGAAAAAAUAUUCGUAAGGAAACAUUUGAUACGGUCU